Molecule: messenger RNA, 1561 nt
Organism: Danio rerio (zebrafish)
Lineage: Eukaryota; Metazoa; Chordata; Actinopteri; Cypriniformes; Danionidae
Gene: sdr39u1
Product: short chain dehydrogenase/reductase family 39U, member 1
Source: RefSeq, marked validated
AUGUAAAAGAAGUGGAUUUCUGCAAGUUGUCGGGGUUUAAACGGACAAACAAUGAGAGUUGUAAUAGGUGGAGGCACGGGGUUUGUGGGACGUGAACUGACACGUUUGUUAAAAAGCAAAGGUCAUGAAAUUACACUUAUAUCCAGGCAACCCGGUCCAGGAAAAAUAACAUGGAGCGAUGUAGAGUCCAGAGGCCUCCCACCGUGUGAGGGUGCUGUAAAUCUAGCUGGGGAGAAUAUUAUGAACCCUCUGAGAUGGUGGAAUGAGAGUUACAAAAAUGAUCUGUUCUCCAGCCGAGUAAACACAACCAGAAUUCUCACCCAUGCCAUUGCUGCAUCACCUGCUCCACCACAGUCAUGGGUUCUCGUCACUGGAGUAGCGUGUUAUAAACCUAGUCUUCAAACCCAUUACACUGAGGAGAGCAAAUGGACUCCGUUUGACUUCCUGUCUGGACUGGUGAAAGAGUGGGAAGGUGCAGGACAACUUCCUGAAGAAAGUGCCAAGAAAACAAGACAAGUGAUCGUCAGACCAGUGUUAGGGCGUGAUGGUGGUGCCAUGAAACAGAUGUUGAUUCCCUUCUGGCUUGGUCUGGGUGGGACGCUUGGCUCAGGACGACAGCCCUUCCCGUGGAUCCAUGUUUCAGACCUGGCUGGCAUCAUUGCCCAUGCCUUAGAGCCCCGAGAGGAUCCACCUUCAACAGAGCCAGAUGUUUUUAAUGGAGUCGCGCCUGCAUUGAAUACCAAUUUUGAAUUCACUAAAGAAUUGGGGAGGGUUUUGAAAAGACCUACUAUCUUCCCUGUGCCUGGCUUUUUCUUGGAUGUCUGCCUGGGUUCAGAGCGAGCCGUUAUCCUCACACAGGGACAGAAAGUGCUGCCCAAGAAGACUCUUGACUCUGGCUUUGAGUUUCAGUACCCAGAUCUUACUUCUGCUUUAAAGGAAAUCGCUGGAUCCCAGUGAUCAAUCUAUAACUGUACAGGAUCGGGAAUCUUUUAUGUAUACAAGUGUGAUAUACUUCUUAAAAUGUUAAAUUAAGAAUAUAAAUAAACUAAAACUUGCUUGUACAUAAAAAGAUAAAAACAUUUAAUUCAUUCAUUCAUUUUUUUUUUGACAUAGUCCCUUAUUUAUCAGGGGUUGACACAGUGAAAUGAACCGUCAAUAAUUCUAGCAUAUGCUUUACGCAGCAGAUGCCCUUUCAGCCACAACCCAUUACUGGAAAACACCCAUACACACUCAUUUACAUACACACUUAUACACUACAGCCAAUUUUGUUUAUCUAAUUCACUUAUAGUGCAUGUCUUUGGACUGAGGGAGCAGCUGGAGGAAACCCAAACAUUCAAGGGGAGAACUCCACACAGAAAUGCCAACUGGCCCAGCUGAGGCUCAAACCAGCGACCUUCUUACUCCGAGGCGACAGUGCUAACCACUGUGCCGUGCCACUUUGAACAAAAUGAGUACUGUAUUUGUAAAUAAAGUCAUUAUGUAAAAAGUCCAGCUUUGGUGUCUCUGAUUAUAUAUACCAUUAUUAGAUAAUCUAAAAUAUGUGUUGUCUGAAUAAAGUGGC